Molecule: messenger RNA, 2949 nt
Organism: Notodromas monacha
Lineage: Eukaryota; Metazoa; Arthropoda; Ostracoda; Podocopida; Cyprididae
Source: the annotation of a GenBank genome assembly
UUUUUAUUUUUUUGCAGUGAUUGCGUCCGGAACCGGCUGCCAAAGCGGAAGCCUGGCAGCACUGGGGUCGAGGUCUACCCAUCUGCUCUCCGCCCCGUGGAUUCCAUCCUCAACGACAUAAACACCAUGUCUUAUUACAACAAGCAUCAGAAGAUCCUGGGAGCAGGUCCAGUAGGACGUUUGUCAUGCGUAUCCUAUGCAGGAAAGAGCCCAAUCACCAAGCGGACCAUCAGACAUCCUCCCAAUGAGGACUUUGCUUCACUGAAUGCCGACAUCUUGAACAUGUCCUUGUAUCCGAGAAAUCAGCACUGCGCUCUGACUAGCGAAUAUCCUGCUCGAGUUUUGGCCUGUGGAACCCGCCUGCCUCCUCCACUGCCCAAGUAUGUACCCAAAGCACCCACCACAGACGAGGACGGUGCUCAAACCGAGCGAAUCAGCAAAUGGAGGCAGAUUGAACGUGAAGUUUCCCUCGAAGAAGCAGCAGCAGCAGUAGCAAAAGCUCCUGUCGCAGAAGCUAAAACGGAAGCCGUACUUCCGGCACCAAAAGCAGAAGAAGAAAAACCUGUGGCUGUUGCGAAUCCUGAACCCAUUGCUGCUACAACUACUGCUGCUGAUGAUCAUAAUAAUGUGAAACCCAUCACCACCACUGACGCACAACCCGCAGCUGCUGCAGAUUCGGAACCCCAAGAAAAUAAACCCAUAAUCGAAGAAACCCCUGCUGCUGCUCGAAAGAAAUCCCGAUCAAAAGCAGCAGCAGCAGCAGCAGCAACAGCACCGGCACCGAAAGAACCCACGCCUCCUCCUCCUCCUCCUCCUCCGCCGAAGGAACCGACUCCUCCCCCUCCUCCACCGAAGGCACCGACUCCGCCUCCGCCGAAGGAGCAGACUCCUCCCCCUCCGCCGAAGGAACCGACUCCGCCCCCACCGAAGGAACCGACUCCUCCUCCUCCUCCGCCGAAGGAGCCAACUCCGCCUCCGCCCAUCAGUGAACCUAUUCCAACCCCGGUGGAACCAGAAGUAGUACCCCAACAAGUACCCGAGGCCGAGGCAACAACCCCUGCCGCUGAUGAAGAAGUCGCUGCUGCGGAACCAGAGAUUCCCGUCGAUGCUCCAUCAUCCACUGCUGCUGCUGAAGAAGAAGAACCCGUCGUCGCCGCAGAACCAGAACCCAUCAUCAUCGAAGAACCUCCGCCAGCAGCAGAAGCAGGCAAGUACCCACCCGAGUCAUCAGACACUGCACAGCAGGUGGUUGCCAAAUCAGCAGCAACAACGGAAGAAAAUGGAGAAGAAGAAGUUGAAGAAGAAGAAGAAGAGGAAGAAGAAGAAGACGUGUGGGAAAUGCCUGACGAAGAACAAGAGCAGCGUGUUAUUGAUCCCCCUGUCACCAAAUCGCCGACAACGGAACACGAGGAAUUAGUUUCCCAGUCUCAUCAGAAUAAUCCCCAAGAUCAAGGGGUUAUUAUUAUUUCCGAGCCAGGGGGAGAUGCGGGUUCUGUGGUCAAAGACGAACCCGUCAAUGUUGUCGGCGAUGAUGACUCGAUGGAUGACGAUGAUGAGGUUGCUCUGCUGGACACAGAGCUUCCUGAGAAUGAAGUUCACCCAGAUGUCCAAGAAGAAAUUAAGGAAACAAUCCCUGCUGAGUCAACUGCUGGAGUCAUCCCAAUGCGCUAUGUCCUGGCGCUUCUCAAUGCCAUGGGUAUGGCCAUCAUCUAUGGACUCAAGGUCAACUUGAGUGUAGCAAUUGUGGCCAUGCUGAACCACACUGCCAUUGCAAAUGCAGAUGGUGAUGGACAUCAUGGACAUGGUGGUGGAGUGUCUCCCUGUGCUGCUGAUGGUAAUGGGACGAAAGCUGAUGGUUUUGCUGAUGGACCAUUUGUCUGGGGUGGAAAAGUACAGGGCUUGGUGUUGGGCUCCUACUUUUGGGGCUACAUCCUGACCCAGAUUCCUGGUGGCAGAUUGUCAGAAAUGCUGUCUGCCAAACACCUGUUUGGCAUUGGAGUGCUCAUGAAUGCUGUUGCCACAAUUCUGUCUCCAAUUGCAGCCAAAAUGAGUUAUGUCUUGUUCAUUGCAAUGCGAGUUGUGGAGGGCAUUGGAGGUGGUGUGACCUUCCCUGCCACCCAUGUUCUCCUGGCCCAUUGGGCCCCACCAGCUGAGCGCUCAUGCAUCUCCUCUGCUGUCUAUGCAGGCACUGCUUUGGGAAUUGUAUUUUCCCUUCCAUUCUCUGGCAUUCUGGCUGCCUCUCUGGGCUGGGAAUCCGUUUUCUAUGUCCAGGGUGGACUCAGUCUGGUUUGGUAUGUGCUCUGGAUGUUAUUUGCCUAUGAUGACCCCUCCAUACACCCAUUCAUCUCAGAGGAGGAACGCUCUUACAUCCUCACUUCCUUGGGUAAUAGUGACAGUUCCAGGACUGAGAGGCAGGGAAAGCCAAAGAGACAACCAGUUCCUUGGAAGGCAGUGUUCACCUCUAUGCCAUUCUGGGCUAUUCUCAUUGCCCAUACAUGUGGCAAUUGGGGCUGGUACAUGCUGCUUGUGGAACUGCCCAUCUACAUGAAGAGCAUCCUGGCCUUUGACAUCAAAGAAAAUGCCACACUGUCAGCACUGCCAUAUUUGUGUAUGUGGCUCUUUGGCAUGAUCCUGGGCUCCCUAGGAACCAUGCUCAAGCAGAAGAACAUGGUCUCCACCACUGUGUUCCGCAAGGCUGCCACUGCCCUGGCAUCCAUUGUGCCAGCCAUUUGCCUGGUGGCUGUCACAUACAUGGAAUGUAACCGCACAGCUGCUGUUGGACUCAUCACCAUUGGUAUCAUGUGCAUUGCUGGCAUGUACUCUGGCUACCUCACCAACCACAUUGACAUUGCACCCAACUUUGCUGGCACUCUCAUGGCUCUCACCAACACUGUGGCCACAGUGCCAGGAUUCAUUGUGCCAGUCUUUGUUGGUGCCAUGACAGAGGGA